This is a messenger RNA of Penicillium nucicola, 1521 nucleotides long. RefSeq names its product FAD-binding oxidoreductase. The transcript has 5 exons. Gene Ontology annotation, molecular function: FAD binding. Lineage: Eukaryota; Fungi; Ascomycota; Eurotiomycetes; Eurotiales; Aspergillaceae. The record is from RefSeq and is a predicted model, not a curated record. The coding region runs from base 1 to 1521 and encodes 506 amino acids.
AUGCGCGUAACAACCGCCGUGCUCUCCCUCGUGGCGGCGGCCUCCGGCUCCGCCCUGGCCUCGACAUCUGUCCCCGCCGUGCCCGUCACCACGUCCAGUGCGUCGGUGGGCUGCCAGGCUCUGAAAAAGUCCCUGGGCAACGCGCUGUUCUUCAAGAGCACCCCUGUGUAUAAUUAUGAGGCGGCGAACUUCUGGUCGAACACCGAGAUCAUGGCCCCUGGGUGUGUGUUCCGGCCGCAGAGUAGCCAGCAGCUUGCUGAAGGCAUCAAGGCGCUGUCGGGUGCUAAUGCUGAGUUUGCGGUUCGGGGUGGUGGACAUAUGGGUAUUCGGGGGUCGAACAACAUCAAUGAUGGUGUUUUGAUUGUCAUGUCUAACUUGACUACUUUGGCGUUGAAUGAGGAUCAGUCUCUUGUUUCUGUUGGUCCUUCGUACAGAUGGAAGGAUGUCUACAGCUACCUAGAGAACUACGACUUGGCUGCUGCUGGUGGUCGUCUCGGUCCUGUCGGUGUGCCUGGAUUGUUGCUUGCUGGUGGUGUCAACUUCUACGGCAACCAGGUUGGAUUUGGCUGUAACACCGUCGUCAACUAUGAGGUAGUUCUGGCCGAUGGAACCAUUGUCCAGGCCAACAAGACUAGCAACCAGGAUCUCUUCUGGGCUUUGAAGGGUGGAAGCAGCAACUUUGGUAUUGUCACUCGCUUUGACAUGGAGACUAUCAAGUCCACUAAGGUCUGGGCUGGUGCUUACACUGUUGAGGCCCAGUACAUUGACCAAUUCCUGGCUGCCGCGGCUACAUACGCCUCGAACAUCUACGACACCAAGACUCACAUUGUCCCGGCUCUCGUUCCCGGAGAGACUACUCUCGCCUCGGUGAUUCUGUUCUACGACAGCGACAACACCACCUACCCCGAAAUCUUUAAGCCUUUCACCGACAUCCCGGCUAUCAGCAACACUCUCGACUUCAAGACCGUGCACGAAUUCACCACCGAGCUCGGCGCCAUGGUCGUUGACGGCAUCAACGACGUCUUCGUUGCCGGUACCGUGAAGGGAACAACUUACGAUGAGCUCUUCACCGGAAUCCGCAUCAUCAACGAAACCUUCUUCGCCGAGCUCCCCAAGCUCUACGCUCAAAUCCCAACAGCCAACAUCUCCACCGUCCAACUCGACUGGCAACCCAUCGGCGCAAGCUGGAUGCAAGCCUCCGAGGCCGCCGGUGGAAACGCUUUUGGUCUUGAUUCAUCCAAGGUCUACCUCUGCUACGCCGAGGUUGUCGAGUGGAUUGGAUCUGCGUACGACGACAUCGUUGCCGAGUGGGUUGAGAACACAACCUACAAGAUCAACAACGCUACCCAAACCGCUGGUCUGUAUGAUGCUUUCAACUAUAUGGGUGAUGCGGCAGGAUUCCAGUCUAUUUUCCCGGGCUAUGGCGAGGAGAACCACGGAAAGCUGGUUGAUAUUGCGAUGAAGUAUGAUCCUCAUGCUGUUUUCCAGACUCUCAUGCCUGGUGGCUUCAAGGUCUAUUAG